CUUGAGUGUAUAAUAGACAAUGUGGCUGAAUUUUUUUUUUAACACUGAAUCAUUAUAUAAGAUACAAGACCAAACAGGUUAUACAUAGUUGUAGAAAACAAGUACUGCAGAAAUACACCAGCACAAAAGAGAGAAAAACAUUAACAAUGGAUACCAGUAGGUACCAUUCAAAUAGACCUCAAUCUUUCCUAAUGUAGGAGUUCUUCGUGAGGUGAAACACAACUGAAUUGAGAAUUACGAAGAUGUUAGCAUUGCAGCUAUUCCCAUUCAGAACUGAAUUGUGCUAGGAUUAGAAAUACAAGUUUGACUCUUUAUAUUGCUUCAAAGAAUUAAGAAGCCAAAGAGAUCAAAAACUUGAAAAUUAACCCAGGAAGACGAGGAGAGAAAUGAUUUAACCUUGCGACUUCCAAAUAUGAACCAGAGCUCCAAAUGUUGGUUGGAGCCAGAGAAACUCAUCCAAGAACUCGGAGACUAGCGACGAUCAACACCAUGUGGCUGAAUUUAAGAGGGGUCUUGCACAUUGAUUAUUAUAUUUAUAGCGAUCUCCCCUCUUCUCACAGUAGCCACAAGUUACGGACAAAAACAACUAUGUGUACAGAAGUACAAAUAAAGAUUUGCCUAAACCAAUCUAACAAUAAUUAACAAAAUCUCAUCGCAACAAUAUUGAGAAAAAAAUAACACAAUCAUCAACAUCAUUAAUAUAAUUCGUGAUCUUUGGGUUUGUGUCUGAAUACUACAAAGAUAUGCUAAUGAUCUUCUCUAAACCCAUCUUCAUAGGUCCCUCCCAUGAUACUUUCUUUAUGCAUGUUGAUGUGCGUCUUUUUACACACUUGUUCAAUGCCACCACGUAGGAGAUUAAAUUUUACAAGAAAAAAGGUCUAAAAUGACGUCACUUCAUGUUGAUGCGCGUCUUCUUCGUCACACUCUUGAAGAGAUAACCUAACGCUUCUAUGCUUUCCUUGUAGUACAAGAAACCGUAUAAAAAUGAUAUGAGACCUUUGGACCAAGAAAGAGACAAAGUCAAUACCCUAAAGCAAUCCUAAACCCAAACCUUAAAACCUCCUAUUACACAUAAGUAUCUCAUAUAUACACAUAUCUUAUAUCAUUCAAACACAUUAGAAAUUUUCUGUUACACAGUUUGAUUUAUUAUUCCAAAAGAAAUUUGCUCCGAUACAUAUAAAGACUUGUCAAUGUUGAGGAGGCAAAGGCCUGGCGGUGGCCGUCACCCGCCACCAUUGACUCCAACGGUGAGCAACUUCAAGCCAAGAGCUCAAUGGAACAACUCCGGAUCAUCCAUAAUCCUCUAUGUCAAUCUUCCUGGGUUUUAUAGAGACCAAGUAGAAAUCAAGAAGGAUGAUAAGACGCGAGCUAUCUACAUUCAAGGCCAGCGACCACUCUCUACUCAUACUAAGGCUCGUUUCAAUGAAGUUUACCGUGUUCCCGAGUCGUGCGAUAUGACGAAACUGAACACUUCCUUCUCACAUGGACUAUUGACGAUCGAGUUCCCGGCGGUUGUGGAAGGUGAGAAAACGGAAAAGGCAGGGAAUGAUCAGGGGAAGACUGUAGAGAGUCUUGAUAAUGAGGAGAAUAGAGGGGCUGGUCUCAGUGGGAGUAGCUUGGGACGGAAGAAACCUUCGGAUAAGGAGAAACAAGUGGGAACAAGUCAAGAGAAAGCUGUAACAAUGGCGAAUAAAGAAGAACCCAUUACGUCUAAAUCAGUGGUUGAGGGUAAGAGAGCAGUGCCAGCGGCUAAAGUGAAGAAGGAAGAGAAAGUGAAAGAAGGAGAAGCCAGCUCUUCUCAAAUAGGCCAACAAAAGGCUUUACAUAAGGUAAAGGAGGAAGAGGCUAGAAGUACACCGAUCAUUGGUGGUAGCUUGGAAGCCAAGGUAUUUGCAAAAGAAGAGAUUGAGAGGAAGAAAGUUGGUGAUAUUGGUCAGAAAAAGACUGUACAAGAGGUGAAGGAGGAAGGAAGUACUAGAAGGCCAACCAUUGAUGGUAGCUUGGAACCUAAGGUACAUGCUAAAGCAGAAAAGGUAGUUGAGAGAAAGGGAGAUGGUGAAAUAGGUCAGAAGCUGAAUGGGGAAGGAAAGAUUGGCUUGGGAGAGAAGAAAGAGCAGAAACAUGAUAAGAUGGUUGGAUACAAGGUUAGUGAAGGAGGGAUUCAAGAGAGAGUGGAAGAAAAGAAGGUAGAAGACGCUGGUCUAGUCAAAGAAACAAGAGAUCUGAAAGGUAAACCUGAAGUCAUGGAACCAAGAAGGGUAGAUUCAGAUGUGAAGGAAGACUUAACCAAAGGAGGUGAAGACAGAGAAAAGAUGCUUGAAAAGAGUUCAGAAUCAGAAAAGGAUACAUUACUAGUUGAAGAACAGAGGAAGGCCAGCAUGGAUACUCCUGCAACAGAAGGAAGAAUACAAGAGGAAAAAGGGAGUCAUAAAUAUGACACAUCUUUGGUCAAUGUUGGAGUAGCUUCUCUUGUCAUUAUGGGGUUUGGUGCAUACGUCUUCGUACCACUUGUAAAAAUGUUCUACUGAUUCUGUUAAAAAAAACAAAAGCAGAUGCCACUUAAGGAAAAUAUACCAGGACAUUAGUCAUUAGUGUACCACAUUCAUAAUUCUCUAUGGAACUCAAGCCGGACGCUGAAAUUAGCUUUGCAAACUCUUCAAGAUUGCAUGAAGCCCAAGCUUCUAAUCCUGAUUUUUUUUAAAGUAUCACAAACAUUCAUACAAGUAUAUGUAACGCCAUCAUAAAGAGUGUUAUGUAAUGAGUAACACUAUGUUACUUAGAUCUCUAUAAAUAUGCUAGUAAUAUUCAAUUAUUUUCAUACAAACAAAAAACUUCAUUUAUGUCGCACGACUUUUCAUGUGACAGAACUUGAAUCUUACUGAUAUAGAUGAUAUACUCUACCUAGAAUGUUUGUGGCAUGGCCUUAAUUUCUAAGUCAUGUUUUCUUGUUUGCAAUUGCAUUUCCAUAAUUUUCAAGUCUCAUUCAAGAUGAAUAUCACCCUUUUUGUGUAAUCACACCCAAGUAAACAUAUCAUAUAAAUCAACUUUAAUAUCAUCAAUUAUCAGAAAUAACUCUGGAUAUUUGUACAUCUUUUUAUAUAGUUUUCAAUGAGUACUUAAAAGCUUUUAUUGCUUCGAAAUCUGUAAUUGAAAGUGUUUUGACCAUUAUUUCAUUUUUAUCUUCAUUGAUUACAAACUCUAUCUUCAUUGUAAACACUGACUUUAGUUUAAUUGUCAUAUUUAUACUUUACUUGAAAUUUAUUUUGGAUAAUUUAGUUAUGGAUUAUGAUAAUCAACUUUCAUUUUCAAACUGCCAAAAGAACUACAUAGGUAUGAAAAAUACAUUGAGUGCAUUCAAUUUUUAGAAAUGUGGAGAUGCAUCAUAAAAUAAUAUGG
Brassica napus (rape) is the source of this 3396-nucleotide messenger RNA. Its product is annotated as inactive protein RESTRICTED TEV MOVEMENT 2. The coding region runs from base 1191 to 2528 and encodes 445 amino acids. The transcript is spliced from 3 exons. The record is from RefSeq and is a predicted model, not a curated record. NCBI's taxonomy places the organism in Eukaryota, Viridiplantae, Streptophyta, Magnoliopsida, Brassicales, Brassicaceae.